Molecule: messenger RNA, 2682 nt
Organism: Striga hermonthica
Lineage: Eukaryota; Viridiplantae; Streptophyta; Magnoliopsida; Lamiales; Orobanchaceae
Source: the annotation of a GenBank genome assembly
AUGGAUUCUUCUGCCACCACAACAAUUUCUCUCGUCGGCCCGCCGGAGAUCCACCGGAAGUCUACUCCUCCCGCCGCCGUCACCGCCACCGCCCCCACCACGACGGGAAAUCCGUUCAUGGACCUCAUGGUGGCCAACUUCAAUAAGACGGCGGUCCCGGCCCCCGUCCCACCCAUGGGCUUCACCGAGAACUUCUCGCCGACAUUCCUUUCCUCCGGAAAUCCCUGUCUGGACUUCUUCUUCCACGUCGUCCCCGACACGCCGCCGGAGGCCCUCGCCCAGUGCCUGAAGCUCGCCUGGGAAGACGACCCGCUGAAGGCCCUGAAGCUCGUCUGCAACCUCCGCGGCGUUCGCGGCACUGGCAAGACCGACAGGGAGGGCGGGUACACGGCGGCCCUGUGGAUCCACAAGAACCACCCCAAGACCCUCGCCUGCAACGUCGCCCCCCUGGCCAAGUUCGGCUACUUCAAGGACCUCCUCGAGAUCCUCUUCCGCCUCGUUGAGGGCCCCGACGCCCGUACAGAGGCUAAGGCCGCUUACCGGAUGGAGGAGGCCCACUACGCGUAUCGUGUACGGGACCGUUUACGUAAGCAAGUGCUUGUCCCGCUUCGUAAAGCCCUCGAGCUGCCGGAGGUUUACAUGAGUGCGAAACAGUGGAGUACACUCCCUUACAAUAGGGUGUCCUCUAUUGCCAUGAAGAUGUACAAGCAGGUGUUUCUGGAGCAUGAUGAGCAGAGGUUCGGAGAGUAUCUCGAAAAGGUUCAUAAGGGUGAGGCCAAGAUUGCUGCUGGAGCUCUACUUCCACACGAGAUAGUUGCCGGUCUUGAAGACGGUGACAACGGCCAGGUGGCAGAGCUUCAGUGGAGGAGAAUGGUGGAUGACCUGGCGAAGAAGGGGAAGAUGAGCAACUGCAUAGCGAUUUGCGAUGUGUCGGGGAGCAUGUAUGGUGUCCCGAUGGAGGUUUCGGUAGCUCUUGGGGUUUUGGUUUCGGAGCUUAGCGAGGAGCCAUGGAAGGGUAAGCUCAUCACAUUCAGUGCGAACCCCAAGAUUCAAGAUGUGGUGGGGUCGAGUUUGGCGGAGAAGACGAAUUUUGUAAGGAGUAUGGAGUGGGGUAUGAACACUAAUUUCCAAAAUGUAUUUGAUUUGCUUCUUGAAGUUGCCGUGGCCGGAAAGCUCAAGCCCGAUGAGAUGAUCAAGCGGCUUUUGGUGUUUAGUGACAUGGAGUUUGAUCAGGCAUCUGCUUAUAAAUCGUUAGACCUACCUGAGCGGGCCCCUAAGCGUCGGCUGUGGAAACAGAUAUGGGGUUGGGUCGGCCCUCAACGGGUGAAGCAGUUCUUGUGGCUGGCGGCACAAGACCGUCUGUUGACCAAUGGCGAGCGGCACCGGCGACAUUUAACAGAUACCUCAUUGUGCGACUUGUGCAAAGUUCAGCCGGAGACCGUUCUUCAUGCACUACGUGACUGUACGCACUCGGUCCAAUUUUGGAAGGCGAUAUUGCCCCGCUCACGAUGGACAGAGUUUUUUGCUGUGGAACAUGGCCCGUGGCUGGAAGCUAAUCUUACCGGCACGUCGAACGAUCUCGACGAUGACUGGGACUGCUCCUUUGGUGUCGGGGUGUGGCGGCUACACGGGGGGAAUAGCAGCGGCGUUUUAUCCACCGGCCUCGCCUUCAGGCGUAACAUAUUUCGGUCGACCGGCGGGGAGAGCUUCGGAUGGUCGUCUAAUCAUAGACUUCAUAGUGUGGGGAUACCAUACCUGAGUUCAUACCUUGAUUCAAUUGGAUCCAAUUACCAGCAAGGUGCAAAUUUCGCAACAGGAGGUGCAACCAUCGUCAGGCCUAACGAGACCUGGUUUGCCACCGGUGCCAGCCCAUUCCCCCUUGAAAUCCAAGUUGAGCAUUAUACCCAGCUUAAAGACAGAGCACCUCAUCUCUACAAUCAAAGCAAGGACGAGUGCGUAAGAUACAGACUACCAAAUCCUGAUCUGGAUUUGUUCAAGGCGCUUUUCACAGUGGAUAUUGGCCAAAACGAUGUCGCUUUUGGUAUCCGAACUUUAAGUUAUCAACACCAAAAGGAAGCCAUACCCACAAUCGUUGCUCAGUUUAUCUCACAAAUUGGAGUUUUAUACGAAAGAGGAGCACGAACAUUUUGGAUACACAACACGGGCCCAAUCGGGUGCUUGCCCGUGGCAAUUGCAAAGGUACAGAAGCCUGUGCCGCCAGGGUACCUUGAUGAGUUUGGCUGUGUGAAGAUCCAAAAUGACGUAGCUUUGCUAUUCAAUAAAGUAUUAAAGGACGAAAUUGUGAAGCUGAGGGCCAAUCUUUCCAAUGCAUCCAUAGUCUAUGUUGAUGUGUAUGCUGCCAAGUAUGAACUAAUCAGCACAGCCAAGAAUCAAGGAUUUGAAGACCCUUUCGCCACAUGUUGCGGCUAUCAUGGGAUCGACUAUGAUGUUUACUGUGGAAACACAGGAAAUGUAAACGGUACUAAAGUAUUUGCAACUUCUUGUCCUAAUCCUUCUGAAGUCAUCAGCUGGGAUGGGGUGCACUAUACUGAAGCUGCCAACAAAUGGAUUGCGGACCGAAUAGUUAACGGGUCUUUAUCCGACCCACAAGUCGCAGUCUCGCGUGCGUGUCAUAUGCAAGCAAGUGUCAGUCCUAUGAAAACGCAAUCAAAUUCCGAUUAG